Molecule: messenger RNA, 1406 nt
Organism: Beta vulgaris subsp. vulgaris (sugar beet)
Lineage: Eukaryota; Viridiplantae; Streptophyta; Magnoliopsida; Caryophyllales; Amaranthaceae
Exons: 4
Coding region: 101-1222 (373 amino acids)
Cellular component (GO): chloroplast
Source: RefSeq, a predicted model, not a curated record
CGCUCAACUGAUUUUUUCAUUCGUCUUGCGGACAGUGUACUGCUAAUUCAAAGCCUAAGACCUCAUUUUAUUUUCUGAGAAAUCAAUCGAUCGUUUAAUUAUGGCUCUUCCAGGAACAAUUCGAUUCUCCCCAUCUAAAUUACCACUUCAAUUUCAACUACUUUCAUUUGUACCAUCUAAACCCACUUUAUACUCAAAAUCACUUACUUUUAAACAUUUAAGAGUUAAUGCUUCAACCUCAAUUGGUUCUUCCAAUGUCUCCAUUUCUGAUAAGCCCUCUACUUUGAGAAAGAAUGAUUGUUGGAAAUGGAAAUUCAGUGAUAAAUCCAUCAAUAUUUAUUUUGAGGAACACGAAAAGGAGGGUUCUCAGCCUACUAAGAAUUUGCUUAUGAUACCCACAAUUUCUGAUGUUAGCACAGUGGAAGAAUGGAAUUUGGUGGCUUCAGACAUUUUGCAACGGGAUGGUAAUGAAAAUUUGAGGGCUACGCUUGUUGACUGGCCCGGUCUGGGAAAGUCUGACCGGCCAAAGCUGGAUUAUAAUGCAGAUGUCAUGGAGAAGUUCCUGGUUGAUCUGAUUAAUUCUCCUGGCAGUCCUGCUUGUAAAUCAGGCAACAAUUUGGUGGUUAUUGGCGGUGGGCAUGCUGCCACUCUCGCAGUUCUAGCUGCAAAGAAGGGAUUAGUGAAGCCAGCAGCCAUUGUAGCUGUAGCUCCGACCUGGGCUGGUCCUCUUCCAAUUGUCUUUGGACGUGAUUCCAACAUGGAGAGCAGGUAUGGGCUUCUUAGGGGAACCUUAAGAUCCCCAGCUUUGGGUUGGAUGAUGUAUAAUGUUCUUGUCAGCAACGAAAAUGCGAUUCAAUCCCAGUACAAGUCUCAUGUUUAUGUAGAUCCUGCAAAUGUGACUCCAGAAAUUGUACAAAGCAGAUAUGCAUUGACAAAGAAGGACGGAGCUCGAUAUGUACCUGCGGCUUUCUUGACUGGUCUCUUAGAUCCUGUCAAAUCUCGAGAGGAGUUUCUUGAUAUGUUUGCAUCUUUGGCAGGGAACGUUCCAGUUCUAGUGAUCUCAGCUUCAGGUGCUCCGAAGAGGUCAAAGGCUGAGAUGGAAGCCCUCCGAGGAGCUAAAGGGGUUUCUAAGUUUGUUGAAGUACCCGGUGCUCUUCUACCUCAAGAAGAGUACCCCAAGGCUGUCGCUGAGGAAAUCCAAAGAUUCUUGCUAGAGAUGUAAAACUGGGGAUGAUCUUAAGCCAAGUUAUCUAAAAAGCAGGCAUGAAGUGUUUUUUUUAACCCACAUACCAAUAUAUGAAUAUAUGAUUACUGCAUGUAAAAACAAUAUAAGUGUAAUUGUGUAACAGAAAGUUGUUCAAAAGUGGAUUUUUUAUAUAUAUGAAGCCAUGAAGGUAUACUGCGUA